AUGGUUCCAUCAGCCACCGAGUCCCGGGGCAUCUUCGUCCUCAGGAAAACCGUCGUGCUGAAGAAGCUCAGUAGGAGUAGCUGAGUUCAUUAGGAGACAGGAUCAGGGAACCAGACGACGAGCAGGAGGGGGAUGCGGAGGAGAACCAGUGGAGAACCAGUACCUGGCAGGACCUGAAAACGUAGACGAAGGAGUUCCUCUUCAUGAGAAGCAGCUCUCUCUCGAUGCAAGCUUUCAGCAGCUCCUUCCUGCUGACACCGUAUUUGGACGUGGUCAGAGCCGCAGGGUGGCUCUUGCUCCUGUCGAACGGCACCGAGAGCUCCUUCUUCAUAUCUUUCCCAACAUGGAAGGCCUUGAAGGACUCGGCGAACUCGUUCACGGGAACGAAUCGGUAAGGCUCGCCGUGGCGGGCCCAGUACUGCCCUUGGUCCUUUCUCGACGUCACCUGGCGAAAAUUUCCAGGAUAAAGAUUCUCACGUUAUUUUUUGAGAAGAUCAUCAAAACGUAUUCACAGAAACAGGGGAGGCGCUGACCUCUUGGAGGAAGUCGGCGAUGCCCUUCCUCUCCGGGCACUUGAAGCCCAUGAACUCGAAGAACUCGAGGACAUACUCGCGGGGUCCCUGGUAGACGAUCUUCCCAUCGGAGAGGAGGAUGAUGUCAUCGAAGAGUUCGUAAGUCUCCGGCGCUGGCUGGAGCAGCGAGAUGAGGGCAGUUCCCCCGAGGAUGUGGAUCGACUGCCUCAGAGCCUUGACGAUCUGGAAGGUGGUCGAACUAUCCAGUCCGGUCGAUAUCUCGUCCAUGAACAGAGCUCUCGCGGGUCCAACCAUCAUCUCCCCUGAGAUGGUUCGGCGGAAGCUUCUUUAAUAGGGAGAAAUAGAAUGGAAGAAGGAUCUUUAAAACUCUCUCGUUCUCUCUCUCUCUCUCUAUAUAUAUAUAUAUAAUGUCUAUACAUAUAUUACCUGUUGUAACGCGCUUCUUUUGGCCGCCGGAGAUGCCCCGUACCAUCUCAUUCCCAACCAUGGUGUCAGCACAGAUAUCCAAUCCCAGGAUCUGCGGAGGAAGAUUUAUAUCAAAUAAGAGGCCAGGAGUCAAAGAAGUAACUGAGAAAGUUUCUAAGGAAAUCAGAGGCCUGCCUUGAGGAUGUAGUCUGUCACGACUCUGGGUUGUUGGCCUUUUAUUGCAGCGGCCUGUUUUAACGAAGAUAGCCGUCAGUCGCUCCACCGGGGAAUUUGAGAGAGAGAGAGAGAGAGAGAGAGAGAGGGAGAGAAAUCUUAGUGAAGAGUUAAUUACCUUCAUGAAGACGUCGACGUCAGGAUCCGGCUUGAUGUUGGCCUCUUUCUCUCUUCUCGACAACUCCGACAGCAUCUCUGCGAUCGCAGGAGGGAAUUAUUCACUUCAUAAUCUACGGGAAAUGGUUCUGGCGAAAACCAGGUGGAACAGAGCUCACCGAGACGCGUUCCUACGCCCUGACAUCUAGCAGAGAAGGUAAGUGUUUCCCGAACAGUCAUCUCCCCGAUGUGGAGAUCAUACUGGCUGAUGUAGGCGGCUGUUCUUUCCGGGACGAACUCGUCCAAUCCGUGCCCAUUGUAGGUUAUGUUCCCGGAAACCUUCUCAAAUGGAAAAAUGUGAAGCUCGCGACUCAGCUGACAAAUCGGAUGAAGAAGAUGAUGAAGAUGAAGAAAAACAAGAAGAGACCUUGACGUCUGAGCCCAGCUUCCCAGAGAGAGCCAGCAAAAGGGACGUCUUGCCAGAUCCCGGGGGACCCAAAAGCAGAGUCAUCCUGAAGAACAUUGAAAACAGAGAUUAUGGGGAAUUCUGAAAGCCAUGGGCCGUGGGAGAGAGCGAACUCGAUCAUUCUCAUCCUCCACACCUGCGAGGCUUGAUGGUGCCGCUAACAUUAUGAAGAAUGAAGAUCGGCUUCUUCCUGCUGGGAAGGAUGCGGAGGGCCGACGCCGCGAGCUUCAAAGACACCAGCAGUUCGAAUCAGGCCUCUGAGAAACCAGCGCGUCAUUGUCGAGUCCUCUGAGAAAACCUUUACCUCCAGGAUGUUCAAGGCGGAGUUGUAGAUUGUGGGAAGCGCUCUUCCCCCGACGCGAGCUUCCGCUGUGAUGUUGAGGUCCUCGAAACGCACUUCGAUCGUCGGAAGAUCGAUACCCACUCUGCACAAACCAGAGAUAAAAAAACAAGCUCAGUGUUGAGCAAAAAAUUCAGGCGGUGAUAAUUCUACCUGAUGAUGGGAAUCGGAAACUUUCAGAAGAGAGGAGGAUAGUUUAUAUGUAAGAGUUACCGAUUAAUGCGAUCCCUGAGCUUCAGCAGGAACCUUUCAUUAUCCUCGUCUGCGAUCCUGACCAGCCUCUCGAGUAGGGUCCUCCUAUCCUGGUUCCCGAGGUCCUUUAUCUCGAUCUCCCUGUGACCGCCUUCUUGGCCGACGAGGAUGCCCUUCCUCAUGCGGUUGUAGGUAGGGAGCUUCUCCAGGGCUGCCCAUUUCAGCGCCUCCUCGUCGUCCUCGUCCCUGGACGACCUGGAGAAGACGUCGUCGGUGUUCCUCCAGCUAUUCCGUCUCAGGCUCCCGGCCCUGUAG
This is a messenger RNA of Spirodela intermedia, 2581 nucleotides long. The record is from the annotation of a GenBank genome assembly. Lineage: Eukaryota; Viridiplantae; Streptophyta; Magnoliopsida; Alismatales; Araceae.